AUGGCGGAGGGAACGCCCAGCAUCCUGAUCCGGGGCGGCCGGGUCUACGACCAUGACGGCGACACCGACCUGCCGCCGGUCGCCGACGUGCUCAUCGAGGGCGACCGCAUCGCCCGAAUCGGCGCCGGAAUCGGUCCCGCCGACCGGACGAUCGAUGCCGCCGGCAAGCUGGUCAUGCCGGGUUUCGUCAACGCGCAUUACCACUCGCACGACGUGCUCCUGAAGGGCUGUUUCGAGACCCUGCCGCUCGAGCUCUGGCUGCUGCACGCGCUGCCGCCGGCAUACCCCAGGCGCUCCGCCGCCGAGGUGCGCGCGCGGACGCUGCUGGGCGCGGCGGAAUGCCUGCGCUCGGGGAUGACGACCAUCCAGGACAUGCUGACGCUCUUCCCCUUCGAUCCCGAACAUCUGGCGACCGUGGUCGCCGCCUAUGAGGAGAUCGGCAUCCGCUGCACGUUUUCGCUGCAGGUCGGCGACAUCCCGGGGAUCGAACGGGUGCCGUUCUGGAAGGAGGUCGUUCCCGAGGAAUAUCACCGCCAUCUCGGCGCCUCGGUCGAGCCCGGCGGCUUCGACCCGCUCACCCAUGUCCGCGACCGGUAUCUCGACUAUCGCGCGACCUCGCCGCGGUUUCGCUGGGCGCUCGGCCCGACCAGCCCGGAGUUCUGCACGCCGCGCCUGCUCGAAGGGCUGGCGGCGCUGUCGGCCGAAUACGGACUGCCGGUGAUCACCCAUAUCUACGAAUCGCGCUCGAUGGCGGUCGCCGGUCGCCUGUUCAUGCCCGAGCAUGACGGCUCGCAGGUCAAGUAUCUGCGCUCGACCGGGCUGCUCGGGGCCAAUGUCGGGCUCGCCCACAGCGUCUGGAUGCGCCCCGACGAGAUCGAGAUCCUGGCCGAGACCGGGACCAACGUGAUCCUCAACCCGGUCGGCAAUCUGAAAACCCGGUCCGGCGUGCCGCCGAUCCGCGGCUAUCUCGAUGCCGGGGUGCCGACCGCGAUCGGCUGCGACAACUCUCCUGCGGCGAUGCGCAGAACAUGUUCCACGCGAUGA
Messenger RNA from Geodia barretti, 1044 nucleotides. The record is from the annotation of a GenBank genome assembly. NCBI's taxonomy places the organism in Eukaryota, Metazoa, Porifera, Demospongiae, Tetractinellida, Geodiidae.